CUCGCCACAAGCUGGCCAUGGCGCCGUACACGAGCCUCGCCUCGAGCUCUCACGACGUCGAGCUCGGCCACCCCGAGGCCAAGGCGCGCGGCGACCUGCGCAUCUCGCCGCCGCAAGGCCUCCGGCGAGCGUCGUCCCUCAAGCGGCGCCAGCAGGAGCGCACGAGGCGGUUCGCGGUCGGCGGCGGCGUUGCGGCAGCGCUCGUGCUGCUGCUGUGGACGUUCACCGGUGGGCGGCGCGAGGAGAGGCGCGAGGUGUUUGGCCCGCCGCCCAGCUUGGUGCGGGUGGGGGCGAGGGCAGGGACGGCGCCGAACGCGACGACGCUUCUCACGUCGGCGGCACCAGCACGGUCAUACCACGAUGCGCUCCGACCCGAUCUGCGAUACCUUACCCUCGACACCUGGAGCGGCUGGUCCGGCCAGUUCCUCACCGUCCUGAGCCAGCUCUACCUCGCCCACCUCACUCAACGUGUCGCCAUCAUCCCGAGCUUCCGCGACGCCGACCACUAUGGCGACGCGAUGAUCACGGCCGACCUGCUCAUGGACUUUGGCAAGUACCGGCGCGAGCACGGCGCGCUCUUUGUCUUCUGGGACGAGGUCAAGCCGCUCGACCGGGCCCACGCGACGACCGAGCGCGACGCGAUCGGGUGCUACAUGGGCGUCAACUCGUUCGAGGGCGGGCGGUCGUUCGACGAGCACAACCUCGACCAGACGAUCUGGCGCGUGCCUCGGCCCGGCGGGCACCUGCAGAACUCGGUCGAGGCCCUGACGCUGUUCGACUAUGACGACGAGGACCGCCUCAAGCGGCUGCGCAAGUUUGCCGACAAGGAGGGGCGCGAGAUCCCGCCCAACAUGCUCGACUCGCAGCUGUUGUGCUACAGCAGCCUGUGGGACCUCGCGCACGCCGGCGCCCUCACGACGGGCUGGGCGUGGUACGAGGGCUUUCGCGGGCAGCAGCGCGAGGCCGGCGAGCUCAAGGACAUGCUCGCCCUCUCGGCGAGGGGCACGCACCCCGAGUGGUGGGCCGUCGGGCAGUACGUCGACUUUGCGCCGGGCAUCUGGGACAUUGCGCUCAACGCGACGCACCACACGCUCGGGCUCGACUAUGUCCCCAAGAACCUCAUCACGAUCCAUCUCCGCCGAGGCGACUUCAAGUCAUGGUGCUCGGCCGGCGAGAACUGCACGCCGACGGUCGACCGCUACAUCGAGAAGCUCGAGCCGCUCCUCGACCUCUCUCCUCCUGGUACCAAGAUCCUCGUCACGACCGACGAGCAGGACGACGGCGACUUUCUCGGCGCCAUCGACGCCCUCGGGUGGUACCGGGUCGACCACCGUGCGCUCGGGACCAAGGCGAUCCUCGACGCGCGGUACGGCGAGGCGGCGCCCUGGGCCGACGCCGUCGUCGACCAGGCCAUCCUGUCGCUCGGCGCCCACUUUGUCGGCACGAGCGGCAGCCAGGUGUCGCUCCUCACCGAGCUCAGGGUCGCGGCGUGGAACGGCGGCGAGACGAGGCUUGUCGAGCGGCCGUCGUAGCUUUCUUUAGACCGAGAGGUUACUGUACUCGAACGCGCUUUCUAGACUCUCUCUCUGACGGGCAGCUCUCGAGGCUUUGGAAUCUGGACAUGGUCAUCUUU
Molecule: messenger RNA, 1633 nt
Organism: Rhodotorula graminis WP1
Lineage: Eukaryota; Fungi; Basidiomycota; Microbotryomycetes; Sporidiobolales; Sporidiobolaceae
Exons: 6
Coding region: 18-1532 (504 amino acids)
Source: RefSeq, a predicted model, not a curated record